AGAAAAUCCAAAAAAAUUGGGAUUAAAAAGUUUAAAUUGGUGACCUUCGACCAUGACGAAUACUUGGAUCAUCGUAAAAUUUUGUCGGCGAGUUUGCGCCGGUCCAGUUAAAGAGGAAAAGUGGGGAUCGCAUCGGACAUUGGUGUCAGAGAGAUGAGAGUCACCGGUGAUGUGCGUGUGCGGAGGCCUCGCGGAGGAUAACGCAAGGUUCAUCCUCCUCGCUGUCGUCCUGGCAGCUUACAUGCUCGCAGGCGCGACUCUUUUCCAAAUACUAGAGGGUGACCUUGAAAUACGACAGGCUGCAGAAUUUUGGCGGGUGUAUCACGCUUUUCGAAAGCAUCACCUGCGUGGUAGUCCACUAGCGCUUCAGAGAUUACACGAACUUCUUUACGCCUACGGAAAUGCUUCCUCUGCCGGUAUCAUUAACAAAAGACGACGUUGGGAUUUUCCUGGUAGCUUUCACUUCGUAGGCACCAUCGUUUCCACAAUUGGAUACGGAAGUACCGCUCCUCAAACUAUGGCAGGACGAGCAGCUGUUGUUCUUUAUGGAUUUUUUGGUUGUUCUGGUGGUAUCCUGUUCUUCAAUCUCUUCCUUGAAAGGAUCAUCACAUUUCUGGCUUGGAUUUUAAGAAGUAUUCACUUGUACCGCGUAAGAAAGCAUCUUCGACAAAGUUCAACAUCUUCUCGACGAGUAUCCAGGUUAUCCAAUCCAAGAUCGUCUCUUCCGGAUAUCCUCGAUGAUGACGACGAAGUCAGUUUAGAACAGUGGAAACCAAGCGUUUAUUGGGUCAUGUUAUAUCUCUUAUUAGCUUCUUGUCUUACUGCAUGCAUUGCUGCUGCGGUUUAUGCACCGCUAGAAGGCUGGGAAUACUUCGACGCUCUCUACUUCUGUUUCAUUAGCUUUACCACCAUCGGUUUCGGUGAUUUUGUCAGUACACAGAAGAUGAAUUAUCCAUAUGUCCAUUGGUAUAGAUUUGCCAAUUUUGUCUUCCUUGUUAUCGGCUGUUGCUGUAUUUAUUCAUUAUUGAAUGUAACUUCGAUAAUUAUCAAACAAGGUUUAAAUUAUGUGAUAAACAAGUUACAAUGUGGUAAUCAAGAUCUUGCUGCGCCUCAUCUACCUAGAAGAAAAUCAUCCGUGUCUUCUAUAUAUUAUUCUAAACGUAGGUCUAUGAAACUCGUUGGUAAAGAUUCGAUUAGAGCUGCGGAAGACGAUUCCGAUGGUUCUAGACGUAUGUCUGGGGAAUUGAUCUCCAUGAAAGAUUUCCUCUCUGCAAAUAAAGUAUCCUUGGCUGUAAUGCAGAAACAACUUUAUGAGACUGCUCAAAUGCAAAAGGAUGGUUGUGGUCCAAUAGCAACAACUCCAAAUCAUCAGGCAUCGGUGUUCAAACCUGGUGCAGUUGGUCCUUUAGCGAUAGCUAGCGAAAAAUUUGAAAAUAAAACUUCAAUAAAUAGGUAGAAAAUAAGUUAACGAAUCGUAACCAUUUCACUUACUAGAUUUACGAUCUUUAACUAGCUGUCUCUUUUUAGUUUUUACAAUACGCAAGUGCACUUUGUUAUUGUCACAUAUACGCAAUAUGUUAUUAUACAAUUACAACGUUUUAAAGUAGCCUAUUGAAAUAAAAUCUAAAUUACAAUUUGAUACGAUGGCUAGAUCGAUAGUUUUUCUUUUUUUUUUUUCUUUUUAUAAAAAUAAUUAGAUUAAAACUAUAAUUCUCGAUAAAUUCAAAUAUGUUUUUAAUUUAUUACUACGCAUCGCUAUAUAAUAAUAAUAAUUAUUAUUAUUAUAACUUUUUUUUGUUUCUGCAUACUAUUCAGUGAAACGUGGUAGAGUAAGGAAACGAUACGUGUAGAAGCAAAAUGAUUGUGUCACUUCCUUCUCUGAUUUUGGUGAGCUGAAACAUAUGUAUAAGAGGAAUUAAAAAAUAUUGAGAAAAUUUGAUCAUUUAAAAAAUUUUUAUGUAAAAUUUUUCGACAUAAUAUUUAUGUCAUACCGAUGGUAUUUUCCACUAAUAAUAAAAUAUGAAAAAAUACUAAUUACAUCAUCAAUGAGGUAUAUCACACAUACAGUUAUAUAUAUCGAUCAUCCAAUAACUUUAUUUAAAUCAUGUUUACAGUACAAUUUGCCAUGUACUCAAUGACAUCAACAAACAUGCAAUCUUUUGUCUUCGCAUUUGUAAUAAUGUGUGUUACUGUAUGCAUCUUGUGUAAGUAAAAUAAAUGAAAAAUCAUUCCUGUAAUUUGAAAAAGAAUAUUUCAUCUUAUGUAAUAAAACUAAUAUAUUAUGUAAAGUUUACUAUAUUAUUUUAUAAUCGAUGAACGAGUGUGGAUCCGACGUACAAUCUAAAAUUCUUCAAAAUAAGAAUACUACGAAUUUUCACAACCUUUCAAAUGAGCAACGCUUGUACUUUUUACGGUAUUUUUUUUUUAAAUAUUAUCCAGAUAAAAGGGAUUGUUAAAUGUUAGGAUAAAUUAUGUGUGCUUAAUGUAUUUCUAUUACACAUUACAUCAUAACACUACGAAGACAAAAAUUUCUCUUUUCCUGAUUAACUACAUUUUUACCUUGUAUCUUACGUCGGCUUUAAGCGGACAUCCUAAUUCAAUGAUCGAGGAGGAUGCAAAAAUGUUCACACCGAGAUGGUAUGCGUAUGAAACUAGAUAUCGAGAAACGAUUAUGUGAAAAACAAUGUAUGUGUGUAUUUCGUUGGAAGUCUAAGAAGGAGAAGGAUGUGUUCCGCUCUAAACGUGAAAGACACAAAUAGAUUACGAGGAAAAUUUAUGAAUUACGAUAGAGCGAAAGUGAAACGUACUAUCGUUUUUUUUUUUCGGAGAUUGCAGUCGUUCGAAAAAUCUACAGAUAACUUUUUUUUCGUUUUCUUUUUUUUCCUUUUUUUUUUUCUUUUCUUUCCUUUUAUCGUUAAAGCCAAAUGUGUAGUGAACAAUGAUUUAACGUUUGUCUUGCAAGUAUUACAUUCGGUUUGUAGUCUAUCACAAAACAAUCACGUUAUACAGACGAAACCACGGUGAUCUAAGAUGCAGUAAGAUCAUUUAGUCUUUUAAUUUAAGCCAAGCUUAAACGUUUAGAACGUAAAGCAUAUCGAGUUUUGUUAACAUCAACAAUAGACUUUGACAAUAAAUUUAAGCUUGGUUUAGACUUCAAAAGAAACUAUUAGACCUAGCACUAGGUAAGUGCCGACAGUACGAUGAUUUGUCCUACCUUCUGAUGCUCAAUAUCCAUAAUGUCUUGUGAAUGAAGUUUUCAAUAAUAUACAAGACAAUAGUACGUCUAUUGCAAGUAUAAUCUUACUGUUUCUUGUUCAUUAUUACUCUUUAGGUCAUUAGGCUUUUUUUGUAUCGAGGCUCAGACAAAGUAAUAAAGUCGUGUAUGUAUCGUUCCAACAAAUCCACUGAAGUCGUCAUCGUCAGUGACCAUCAUUGCAAUUCACACAAUUGAGACAACAGCGCUCAGUGUUUCGCACUGGCGCUGACAAAGCUGCGUUCCAAAUACUCUCAAGUAGAAGUACCAUACCACACUUCUGUCAGGCAAACAAUGCCUUUGUGUUUGGUACCGGCAGCAAAAAAGCACAGCCUUUUUGACUAUGCACAAAGUCACGAGAUUCAUAUCUCGAUAAAUUGGCGAUGAUUCCCGACAAAGCGGGUGUGCCAUUUCUUUCUUCAACGUAUAUCACGCAUACGUACAAAUUGUUGUCCAACCAACUCCAAACCGUUACUUAUUAGAUCAACAUCAUUUGAUAUUUUGAUUAUCCUCUGCUUAAAAAAUUCUCCAUCUACGUCGCAUGCUUGAAUAUAAUCUGAUAACAUGAAAUUGUUAUCACUUAGUGUAGGUGGUUGGUUUUGAUUUUGUGGUGGACGACUUCUAGAUCGCGGAAUUUGAUCCGCUGGUUCCAUUAAAUUCGGAUGUUUCUUACGUUGAUGUUGCAAAAGUUUUGCCUAUUGAGAGAGAAAGAGAGAAAGAGAGAGAAAGAAAGAAAGAGAGAGAGAGAGAGAGAGAGAGAGAGAGAGAAAAGACAUGUAUUACAACAAGAAAUAAUAUAUUAUAUUAAAAUAUUGUGAUUAAAAAUAUGCCUUAUUUUAUUUACCUUACUAGCAUAUUGUUUAUGGCACCAUUGACAUCCUUGAGGUGUAGUUGUAAUACUACCAACUGUCUGACUAAAUGUUGGAUUAGGCAGACUCGAAUAUUCUGAUUCUUUUUGACGAUUACUUGGUGGUAAAGCAGCACCUGGAUGGUUCUUCAUGAUAUGAGCUUUACG
Molecule: messenger RNA, 4268 nt
Organism: Vespa velutina
Lineage: Eukaryota; Metazoa; Arthropoda; Insecta; Hymenoptera; Vespidae
Product: potassium channel subfamily K member 13-like
Exons: 5
Coding region: 170-1456 (428 amino acids)
Biological process (GO): stabilization of membrane potential; potassium ion transmembrane transport
Cellular component (GO): membrane
Molecular function (GO): potassium ion leak channel activity
Source: RefSeq, a predicted model, not a curated record